Molecule: messenger RNA, 3492 nt
Organism: Gadus chalcogrammus (walleye pollock)
Lineage: Eukaryota; Metazoa; Chordata; Actinopteri; Gadiformes; Gadidae
Gene: tm2d2
Product: TM2 domain containing 2
Exons: 4
Coding region: 109-825 (238 amino acids)
Source: RefSeq, a predicted model, not a curated record
CACGGAACUAGCAGAGAGAGCUGCCGGACCCGUUAGUGAUGGUGGAGAAGACAUCUCCAUAAAUGCCCCUUUAACCACACCUCCGCAGGGGGAUUAUAGCACCACAGCAUGGCGAGGAUCUCGGUGAACUACAUCCUACUGUGCGGACAGUUCCUGCUGCUGCUGACGGUGUUAUUUCUACAAUGUCUGGAGGGGAUUCACUCCCACAACUCGACCACCGCUGCAGCGGUAGACGCAGCAAACGCGACGCCCGGAGCGACCGCAUCCGCCGCCGCCGCCUCUGCCGCUGCCUCCACCGCGCUGCCACCCGACAAUACGACGACCCCCGUCCUGGCAACGGACCGGGGCAUCAACAACACGGAGUAUGAGUACCGACCCCCGUCCCCGGUGGUCCUCUGCAGCUUUCUGCCGGAUGAGUUCGUCCACUGCCAGGACCCUGUGGACCACGGCCUGAACGCCAGCGCCUUCCAGGAGCUGGGGCACGGCUGCCUAGGGUGGGGGGGCCAGACCCAGAAGGAGGUGAACCUCACGGAGGUGAUCUGCAUGGCGCUGGAAAACAUCGAGUGCGCCGGGUCCCGGGAGUUCCGAAGGGGCAACGUGCCCUGCAUCAAGUACACAGGCCACUACUUCAUCACUACCCUUCUGUACUCCUUCUUUUUGGGGUGCUUUGGCGUGGACCGCUUCUGCCUGGGCCACACGGGCACGGCGGUGGGCAAGCUGCUCACCUUGGGGGGGCUGGGCAUCUGGUGGUUCGUCGACCUCAUCCUGCUCAUCACCGGCGGCCUAAUGCCGAGCGACUACAGCAACUGGUGUACCUACUACUGAAGGCCCGUCGCCGACGUCGCCAGCCCCUUUGACGCGUCCCCGUAAACCAGCCCCAACUCUCCCCAUAAACCAACUCUCCCCAGCAGUCCCUGUUAACAACCCACCCCCUCCAUAAACCAUCUCUCAACUGUCACGGUAAACCAGCCCCAUUGGUCCCUAUAAAGCAGACCCAUUGGUCCCUAUAAAGCAGACCCAUUGGUCCCUAUAAAGCAGACCCAACAGUCCCUAUAAAGCAGACCCAUUGGUCCCUAUAGAGCAGACCCAUUGGACCCUAUAAAGCAGACCCAUUGUUCCCUAUAAAGCAGACCCAACUGUCCCUAUAAAGCAGACCCAACAGUCCCUAUAAAGCAGACCCAUUGGUCCCUAUAAAGCAGACCCAUUGGUCCUUUUAAAGCAGACCCAUUGGUCCCUUUAAAGCAGACCCAUUGGUCCCUAUAACCCAACCCUAACUGUCCCUCUAAUCCAGCACCAGGUCCUGUUAACCAAUCCUAAAUGUCCCUGUUAACCACCCAGGACUGUCCCUGUUAACCAACCCUACCUGUCCCCGUUAACCACCCAGAACCGUCCCUGUUAACCAACCCUAACCGUCCCUGUUAACCACCCAGAACUGUCUCCAUGAACCAUGAAACCAGGGUAGUGUGGGGAGGAAGCUGUUUCUUAACACUCCAGCACUUUCAGCUUUUCUUUUAAUUGUGUUCCUGCGCUGCAUCCCAGCAGACUGUAUCUGAGCUGCCACAGAUGUCUGGCGGUGUUGGGAGGAUUCUGACGCUCUUCUUGUUUGGUUUCAGUCCAAGCCAAGCCUCCCUGCUCCGCUGAUUGCGUUCUUUGUAUAUAUUGUCACUGGCAGGUAGUGAUGCAGUGUGUGUGUGUGUCCGUGCGCCCGCGCGUCACUGGAGGCCAGAAGGUGUUGCUUCCAGCAGUGGAAUGAUAUCAAACCCUGAUGGAAGCCAAGCCCGUGAACAUGUCUGAACCCGCGACCACGUAACGGCCCCCCCGGGCUUCUGAGAGCAGCCGAGUUGUAAAUGCUUUGCUCCAAACUGUACUCUCCUUUUACAUGACCCCUUUCUGCCAAGACGAAUCCAUCAGUACCGUUGUAGAUAAGACGAUAAGUGGUGUCACGUUAUCGAGUUUCCAGGUGGACCACUUGCUGUCCAUUUUAUCCACUUCAUGGGACGAAAUGAGUCCAUGAGCCGCCUCAAACCGGAUGGAACCACCCUUAACGGCACCCAUGGGACUGCCCCUCCACAAGCACCCAUCUGAAGACUUUCACGGUGGCCCAAGAAAGCCAUGUAAAAAAGUUACGAUGUAUAUAGUGUUCCUCGCCGUUCGUUUGGAUUUGUUAUUGCCAUGUUUCAGGUUGUUUGAUUCGGUUGGUUAUUGUGUGUGAAAUAGGAGCGAAGUCACCAUUAAACAUUCAUGUCCUGAAACUUGUGUUCCGAGUGAUUUGUUUGAAUUCCGAAACGACGGGUUUAACCGAGCUCCGUUCCGUCGAGCCUUGAGCCCUCGCCUCUUAAAAACAUUAUGACGCUGUGAAGGCUAAAGAUCUAAAGUUACAAGUGCGGUUUUUCGCAAAAGCCUGCCCUUGGAUCUUCUUUUAAAAUGAGUAAUUACUCCUCAACUUUAUUAAUUAGGCUGCGUGUAAUGGCUCGAAGAGACACUGUUGGCCCGUUGCCCGGGGAGACUGCUUCAUGACCUCCUCCUACAGCGAUGGGAGGGCUGUUCGCACAUAGACACGCUAAACCAGCACAUUAUCGUUCAAUAACAGCGCCUCGUUGAUGCAUGUGCAGAUGAGUCCGGGGAAGAUGUGGGCAGUUGGCUGAGGUCUUUCUCAUACUGGUUUUGACGGGGGCGGCAUGUGGCUCAGGAGGUGGAGUGGGCUGGCUGGUUGCUUGUUCAGACCCCCUUUUAGUGUCGAGGUGUCCCUGAGCAUGACACCUCACCCUGACUCCCAACAAGCUGGCUGUCGCCUUGCGUGGUUGACACCGCUGUCGGUGUCUGAAUGUGUGUAUGAAUUGGUGACAGGCAAUUCUGUAAAGCACUUUGAGUGGCCACUGGUUAGAAAAACCCUGUAUAAAUGCAGUCCAUUCGAUUAAGACCUUUUGAGAACACAGCUGUGAUACCUUUAAGUUUGACCGUUGACAAAGUUUUUCUAAUCCAGUUAUAAACUUUAUUGCCUUUUCUGUACACAUAAAAUGGUCUAAACAGAUACGAGUAUGGUAGUUUUGUCUCAAAGUAUGCAUGUUCAGUCCUUUACCCUUUACAGGUGGACAUGGAUCUCAUGUUCACGAGACUGUCAAUGCAAAAAUGAGGCCCAACCAAAAUAACCUUCAUUUUCUACUUCUUUAGGGCAUCCGAAGAAGCAAUGUAAUAUACCAAACGUCAUUGUAUCGUACUAACCCUGAACUCAGAAGAACUCGGGACUGGUACAUUCGUAAAACACCUCUGUAAUCACCUAGUAUUAUACAGUAUAUUCAAGAGAAUCAAUCCAACAUAUAUCACAGGCAGCAUGCAUAGAGGAGAGAUCAACUAGUCUCUCAUUCUACCCAUCUGUCUCUCAGUCUACCCGUCUAUCUCUUGUUUUACCCGUCUGUCUCUCAAUCUACCCGUCUAUCAUUCUACCCGUCUGUCUCUCGUCUCCCCUUCGGUCUCUCGUUCUACCCGUUUGUC